This is a messenger RNA of Gadus morhua (Atlantic cod), 5436 nucleotides long. RefSeq names its product phosphatase and actin regulator 4a (gene phactr4a). The transcript has 16 exons. The coding region runs from base 478 to 3708 and encodes 1076 amino acids. Gene Ontology annotation, molecular function: actin binding. Gene Ontology annotation, biological process: actin cytoskeleton organization. The record is from RefSeq and is a predicted model, not a curated record. NCBI's taxonomy places the organism in Eukaryota, Metazoa, Chordata, Actinopteri, Gadiformes, Gadidae.
CAGUUGUAAUCUGCCUAAUGCGGAAUUAGCCGUUACACCUUUCAUAACAAAUACUGAUUUUUCAAAAACUUUCCCUCGGUUCGUAUAUUGUAGGACGGGAUUCAAAUUAUCGAACUUCAUAACUUUUACGUUUUCAAAAGUUGAGCGGCUGAAUUGAGGGCUAAAGGUGGUUAGCGGGGCUAGUUCCGCCUUCUGGGCCAGUGUUGGGUCGUGUGAUUGGAGAUCAGCGACUCGUCAAGUGUCACGUUAGGAUCCACGUUAAGAGUUACAGACUAACCUUUGCUCCGUGUGUCCAUGGGCUGGAGAGAACGUCAUUUUCUUAUUAAAGGGAUUACUGUCAACACUCAGCAACGGAGGAUUCCAUCUGGAGCCAGCGAUAACCCCAGCAGCCCAGCGUCCGGGCACUGUUGCAGGGAAUCGUCAGGACCCCAAUGAUUGUCAGCAGAUGAGCUGUGGACUACUGUGUUUGGGACACUAAUGGAAAAUCAAGAUGAGGAAGUAGACCUGCAGAGGAGCUCGACCGGGAGCGAGGGGGGCAACUCUGGAGAUGGAACACCUCCAUCCAAGCGCAAGGGCAAGUUCUCCAGCCUGGGCAAGAUCUUCAAGCCCUGGAAGUGGAGGAAGAAGAAGCCCAGCGAAAAGUUUUCCGAGACCUCCAUCGCUUUGGAAAGACAGAUAUCGGUGAGGAAAUCCCGGCAGGAGCUGAUUGAGAGAGGGGUGUUGAAGGAAAUUCCUGAGAAUCAGAGCAACCGGCACAAGUCUGGCCCCGUGAAGAACGGCCACCCGGCGGCCAUGGACGUGGAGCGGGAGUCGGAGGCCGGCGUGCGGGUGCUCCGCGGGGAGUCUGAUUCGCGCGCCACGCCCAUGUGGCUGCCUCAGGGGGAGGAGCGGCGGAGCCGUGUGCCGUCGGACGCCUCGCGCGUCCACCGGGCGCCCCUGGACGUGGACUCUCUGGCCCGCCAGGCCGUGGAGGCCGACCGCCGCAGCCGCCUGCCGUCGGACCUGGACAGGCGGGGCGGCUCGUUACCCAGGGGGGCCGUCCCGGAGGAGGUCCGGCCCCGAUGGGACGAGAGGAAGGACGGACGGGAGGACAAGAGGGAGCUCAGAGAGGACAAGAGAGAGCCCCGGGAAGACCGGGACAGGAAUGAGGACAAGAGAGAGAGGGAGGAGCGGGACAGGAGGGAGGACCGGGACGAGCCGGAGCGCAGGGAACGCCGCGACGACCGGGAUCGUGAGCGGGACCCCAGGGAGAGGCGUGAGCGGAGAGACGACCGGGACAGGAGGGACGAGAGGACUGACCGCGAGGAGAGGGACAAGAGGGAAGAGAGGCCGGAGCGGGAGGAGCGGGACAGGAGGGAGGAAAAGCCGGAGCGCGAGGAAAGGGAAAGGCGGGAGGAGAGGCCGGAGCGCGAGGAGAGGGAAAGGCGGGAGGAGAGGCCGGAGCGCGAGGAGAGGGACAGAAGGGAGCGUGGCGACCGGGACAGGAGGGAGCCGCGGGGGGAGAAGGACCGGCGGGACGACCGGGCAGAGCAGGAAAGGGAGCAGCGCGUUAAGGAGCGGAUCGAGCGGGAGCGCCGGGAGGAGCGCGAGAGGGAAGAGCGGGAGCACGAGAGGGAGGAGCGGGAGAAGGAGGACCGAGAGCGGCGGGGCUGGAGGGGGGACCGGGGGGACGACCGCGACCGGAAGGACCCCAGGCAGGAGGAGCGACCCGACAAGAGACGAGGCGAGGAGGCCGAGCGCGAGCGCAGGGACAAACCGGAGCCCCAGCGGAACCCCGUGGACAGCCUGCGGGCGGCGGGCCGGCCCGUCUCCGAGGUGGACGUCAGGGCGGUCCUGCAGAAGGCGAACUCGGAGGAGAACCGCAGGGUGCGGCCGGCCUCGGAGGCGGACCAGAGGAGCACCCUGCCCAGAUACAGCCCAGCGGAGGAGUUCAGAGGUCGCACAGAGUCAGCUGGCGUCCGCUUCGCCCCCGUUCCGGCGUCCAACCCCGUGAGCGAGCCUGAGGCGGCGCGGGACCCCCUGAGGGAGGCCGCCGCCAAACAGGCCCUGCUGCCCCCCAAGAAGCAGAGCCCCCCCCUCCCCACGGCCCGGACGGCCGCUCCCCCCGCCGUCUCUUUCUCCGCCUCUUCGUCCUCCUCCUCUUCCUCCUCGUCCUCCUCCUCGUCGGCCAUGGCGGUGGCCAAGCCCCCGAGGACGGUGUCCCUCAUCAGCGACGACCCCCCCCGCCUGGUCCCCGCCACCCCCGACUCGCCGCCGCCCGUCCCCCCGCACGCCAAGCAGCCCCCCGUGCCCCCGCCCAAGCCCGGCAACCGCAACAGCAACCCGGCGCUGCACGCCUCCAGACUGAAGGGCUGCGCCACGGUGCGACCGCACUGUUACAGGACGGGCUGGCAGCGCCGGGGCGAGCCGGGCCUCUACCUCUCCCUGCCCGUCUACCUGAGCCACAGGGCGGGGCUGAGCCGCUCAGAGCCUUCUCAGUCCGGCGGCGCCGUCAUCGUGGUGCCGGCGCCCUCCAAGCGCUCGCCGCCGACCCCGCCCAAGAGGAUGACCCCCGUCACCAAGCGGCACUCCACGCAAGAGGCCCCGCCCCAGGAGCCCCCGCCCCCGGAGGCCGCCACGCCGCCGGAGAUCCGCCCCGCCGAGACCCCCCCGGAGGCGUUCGCCCCGCCGCCGGCCCACCAGCCCCCCUCCCCGCCCCGGCACCGCGUCCUCCCCGUCGCCGAGCCGACGCCGACGCUGGCGCCGCCGCCGGCUGACCCGCCCAGCCCCGUCACGCUGCCCCCAACCAAUCCGCCGUCGGCCAUCCCCCUGCACAUCCGCAUCCAGCGGGCGCUGGUCAGCCCCUCGCCCGUCAAGGCCAACCCGGACGGCUCCCAGAGGGCCCACUCUCAGCUGUUUGAGUCCCCGCCCGAGGUCCUGCAGGAGGGCGGAUCGGUGCGCUACUCCCUGCCCAUCACCAUCGAACCCCUGCGGCUGCAAGAGGACGAUGACUUCGACAUGGAGGAGGAGCUGGCCAAGCUGCACCCUCCCCCGCGGUUCCCCCGCCAGCCGGAGCUGGAGCCACGCAGCCGGCGGGGGCUGGUGGUCAGCGCCAUCCCCGAGGGGGGCGGGCCGGGCGACAGCGAGGAGGACGAGGAGGAGACGGACUCGGACGGGCCAAUCAACUACAGGGACGACAGCGAGGAAGAGAGCGACGAAGAGGGGCAGCAGAGUCGGCUGGCGAACCGCGUGAAGAGGAAGGACACGCUGGCUCUGAGGCAGGAGCACGAGGCCCAGCAGGACGGCCCCGACGACACGGCCUGGCAGAACCGGGAGCAGUGGCUGGCCCUCCGGUCCAAGAUCAGCAGCGCGCUCACACGGCGCCUGAGUCAGAGACCUUCGGCCGAGGAGCUGGAGCAGAGGAACAUCCUCCCAGCCAAGAACGAAUCGGAUCGUCGGAUGGAAAGGUCCGAGAUCAAACGGCGGCUCACCAGAAAGCUGUCCCAGCGGCCCACGGUGGCGGAGCUGCAGGCCAGGAAGAUCCUGCGCUUCCAUGAGUAUGUGGAGUGCACUCACGCCCACGACUACGACCGCCGCGCUGACAAGCCCUGGACCAAGCUCACCCCCGCCGACAAGGCCGCCAUCCGCAAGGAGCUGAACGAGUUCAAGAGCUCAGAGAUGGAGGUGCACGAGCAGAGCCGCAUCUACACCCGGUUUCACAGACCAUAACCGUCCACCUCCACCGGAUUGGUUGCGUGGGGGGGAGGAGGAGGGGGUGGAGGGGGAGGGGGAUGAGAAGGUGGGGGAUGAUGGAAGAAAAGAAUGUGCCGCUGCAGCCGACAGAAAUAUUGGCUCCCCCCCGUCGUUCUUAAUCCUGCCCCGUGCACAGCCCUUUCCUCGACGCAACACUCCCCAACAAAACUAUGUACCUAAGACCAAAAAGCCCGCUGGGUCCCCAACUGCUGACGGGUACCUUUUUGAGGGCUCCCCAAAGGCUCUAGGUGAAGAGCCACUACUGAUGCUGCCCCCGGACCAGCUCCUCUGGAAGCAGAGGACCCUUUGGGCUCUCCCCAUCCCUGGUGGACCCCACUGGGUCUGGGCGUCGGGGGGGGUGCGGCCGCAGGGCAGGCGACACACACAGAUGAAAUGGGUUUCGGGCCCGGCCCCUUACAAGAUGUUACCCCCCAAGUGCCACCGGAGAGAUAUGUGCCCGCUGUGGUCCCGGGGCGCACCCCCCCCCCCCCCCUACCCCCUGGAGCCGGGGGGCGCUGGUCGGUAGAGUAGCGAGAGUGAAACACUAGAGCAGAUUCCGAGUCCGGCCCGCGGCGGGCGUGCCGCGAGAUCCUCCCCUCCACGCGACGUCUCUCCCGCAAUCACUGUAGUUACUCUCAAAGGAGAGCCAAUCGGACGAGGCCUUUCCCAGUACUUUACACUGUGUACGAUGCGUUGUUUUAAAUAGACACUUUUAAACCCCAGAUCAGGAAAUCCGUUGGCAGAAACGGAUGGUGGUAGUUUAUUCUUUUUUUUAAUUGGCACGUGCGGUACUUAGUCAAACUAAUUAAAAACGUAGUUGUCGGACCAGGUGCGUUUAUGUUUUUCGCUGUCGUAUCCGAUGGCGAUGGGGUGCCAACUGGCACCAGCCUUAACUCUGGGCGUGAGUCAAUGUUUUUAACGUACAAGAGGUCCAGACAAAAUGUGAACUGAUUUGCUACAGAGCCAGUGAGUUUUGCAUAUGAAACCCUGUUGUGGCUCUUAUUUUGAAAUUUAUUUUUAAUCAACUGUUCUAUUCUGUGAAGAAAGCAGCAAUGUUGAUUUUGCACCUCAUCCUAAUGUGUGCAUUUUACUGUUUUUUUUUUGCUAAAAAUGCAUUUUUUUGGGUGGGCGGGUUUGGGGUGCAGCACAUAUGUCUAGGUGUAGCUGUCAUAGGGCACUUGAUUUCCUGUAAAGGAAGUAUAGAACUUUUACAAUUUUCAGGUUUGGAACAUAACUCUCGAAAAAGCAACUAAACAUUGUCAUAUAAUUCUAUAUUUCUAAUUUAAUAAUUGUUUGCGUAAAAUGCACAUUUGUAUAAUGACAACGAUGUUUUAAGGUACUUUGUAUAUUAAGGCCAAUAGUUGGCUGCAAUUGUGUUGAUAAAUCAUGUAGAGCUUAGCAACCUUUAUUGUAUGUCAAUUUGGCAAACUGUCUGAAAGUGUUUCACAAUGCUGUUAACUACGUAGACUGACUACACUGACCACAGAGAUUAUUUUGAAUAUGCAAUUUUUUUUCUCCUUUUUACACUAUGCAGAGAUCUUUUAAACAUUGAAUGAUAAUUUGCAGCCCACUGUAUAAAUUAAUAUUUCUCACAAAUUAAACAAAAAAGGUUUUUUGAUCUCGACCUGAACGCGGGAUUCUCAUUAUUACCUCUUGUUAUUAUUCAUAAUAAGGGUUGGAUAAUAAAACCAUACUAAUAUCUAA